CUCUCACUUCAGGGGGGGGGAGAAGAACAGUUUAGUCAAGAGAAGCGGACGGGUAGCUGCAAGACCGAUACACGCAAAGGGCAGAUAUUAAAAAAGCUACUUUUGAAAGCGCUGACUGACGAGAUAUCACUGUGUUUUAGGACGGUAAUGAAUCUCCUUUCACUGGCAGUUCUUAAAACCGGUUUUGAGGAGGCGGAGAGGCGCGGCGGCGGAUGGGAAUAUACAGCAGCAGCAGCGCCAAACUCACAAUGCGCCCGGAGUGAACAGAGGCAGGGAGACAAUACAGAUCCGCGGGCACACUGAGGAGCUGCAAUCUCUAAUCUGGGCUCUCUCUUAUUCUUUCCAAAACCUAUUCCAGAGUGGCAUUUCCCGCGCGUCUACGCCUGUUCUAUUGAUUGAUAGAGACAAAAUUGACUUCGCAACGAGGACAAGUGGUUUGAUCUCCAAACUCAGCCAUGACGUCUCCGGCGAAAUUCCGAAAAGACAAGGAGAUAGUGGCCGAAUAUGAAACUCAAGUUAAAGAGAUCCGUGCCCAGCUGGUGGAGCAGCUGAAGUGUCUGGACCAGCAGUGUGAGCUGAGGGUGCAGCUGCUGCAGGACCUGCAAGACUUCUUCAGAAAGAAGGCAGAGAUUGAGGUGGACUACAGCCGCAACCUUGAGAAGCUGGCAGAGAGGUUCCUCACCAAGACACGUAGUACCAAGGACCAUCUGCUCAAGAAGGAGCAGAGCAUUUUAUCCCCAGUGAACUGCUGGAACCUGUUGCUGCUUCAGGUGAAGAGGGAGAGCCGCGACCACGCCACUCUGUCCGACCUCUACCUCAACAACAUCAUCCCCCGCUUCGCGCAGAUCAGCGAGGACUCAGGACGCCUCUUCAAGAAGAGCAAAGAGGUCGGUGUACAGCUGCAAGAGGACCUGAUGAAAGUUCUUAAUGAGCUCUACACGGUGAUGAAGACGUACCACAUGUACAACACUGACAGUAUCAAUGCCGAGUCCAAGCUGAAGGAGGCGGAGAAGCAGGAGGAAAAGCAGAUGGGGCGCUCCGUCCGACAAGACGACCGACAGACGCCGCGCUCCCCCGAUACCUUGGCCAGUAUCAAGAGCGACGAGAAACCCGUCCGGCGCUCCAGUGUCAAAAAAAUCGAAAAGAUGAAGGAGAAGAGGCAAGCUAAGUACACAGAGAACAGGCUGAAGGCCAUCAAAGCCAGGAAUGAGUACCUGCUAGCUCUUGAGGCCACCAACAGCUGUGUCUUCAAAUAUUACAUCCACGACCUCUCCGACAUCAUUGACUGCUGUGACUUAGGAUACCAUGCCAGCCUGCACCGCGCCCUGAGAACCUACCUAUCUGCAGAACAGAACGUAGAGGCGUCCAAACACUCUGGCCUGGAGACACUGGAUGGAGCCGCAGAAAGUUUGGAGCCCAACGGUGACAAACAGAAGCUGAUGGAGACCUACAACAACGUCUUCUGCCCCCCAGCUCGCUUUGACUUUCAGUCCCACAUGGGAGACACGAUGGGAGUGAUGUGUGCGCAGCAGCCGGUGGAAGGCGAGCUGCUCCAGAGGUGUCAGCAGCUGCAGUCACGCCUCUCCACACUCAAGAUUGAGAAUGAAGAGGUAAAGAAAACCAUGGAGGCCACCCUGGCCACCAUCCAAGACAUGGUGACAGUGGAGGACUACGACGUCUCUGAGUGCUUCCACCACAGCAACAGCAUGGAGUCGGUGAAGUCCACCUUCAGCGAAUCCUAUCUCAGUAAGCCCAGCCUGGCCAAGCGACGGGCCAAUCAGCAGGAGACGGAGCAGUUUUACUUCACGAAGCUGAAGGAGUUUCUGGAAGGAAGGAACCUGAUCACCAAGCUGGAGGCCAAGCAUGACCUCAUCGAGAAGACCCUGGGAGAGAGUCAGAAGACUGACUGUUGCCUUGCCAGUGGACGGAGAAACUCGUCAGUACGGAAGCAGGACUCGGGUGAAGCCAUUCCUCUGAUGGUCGAGAGCUGCAUCCGCUUCAUCAGUCGCCAUGGUCUACAGCAUGAGGGCAUCUUCAGAGUGUCAGGCUCUCAGGUGGAAGUUAAUGACAUCAAGAAUGCCUUUGAGAGAGGUGAGGACCCGCUGGCAGGGGACCAGAAUGACCACGACAUGGACUCCAUUGCUGGCGUCCUGAAGCUCUACUUUAGAGGACUGGACCACGCCCUCUUCCCUAAGGAAGUCUUCCAUGACCUCAUAUCCUGUGUCUCGAUGGAGAGCCUCCAGGAGCGGGCAGUCCACAUUAAGAAAGUUCUGCAGUCUCUGCAGGGCAAAACUCUCAUCAUUAUGAGAUACCUAUUCGCCUUCCUAUACCACUUGUCUCAGUACAGCGAGGAGAACAUGAUGGACCCCUACAACCUGGCCAUCUGUUUCGGUCCCACCCUGAUGUCUGUCCCCGAGGGCCACGACCAGGUCUCUUGCCAGGCCCACGUCAACGAGCUCAUUAAAACUAUCAUCAUCCACCAUGACACCAUCUUCCCCGGAGUGCAGGACCUGCCAGGCCCCAUCUACACCAUCCCUGGAGUUGGCGAUGAAUUCUGCGACAGUCCACACUGUGAGCCCCCCCUUGUGGAAGAGCCAGCGCCUGACACAGUCUCUGUCAGCCACAACAGCGAAGAUGGCUCCUUGGCUGUUUCAGAGUGCGACCCAAUCGAAGCCAUCGCUCGGUUCGACUACUCCGGCCGGACUAGUCGGGAGCUGUCUUUCAAGAAGGGUGCAUCUCUGCUUCUGUACCAGCGGGCAUCUGAUGACUGGUGGGAGGGGCAACAUAACGGAGUGGAUGGACUGGUGCCACACCAGUACAUCGUGGUCCAAGACAUGACUGACGGGGGCAGGGGAAGUCCAAAGCCUGAUGUGGACAGCAGGGACCUGCUGGAGGAGAGGGUGUCUACUAGAGGCAGUGCUGCCUCUCCUACUGGAGCUCACGUGGCUGACAUCUAUCUGGCCAACCUAAACAAGUUGAGGAAGCGUCCGGAGUCCGGGAGCAUCCGAAGAACCUUCCGGGGCUCAGAGAGCGACAGCACCAGUCCAGGAGCCGGCGGAGGGGGAGGAGGUGUGAGAACAGCGUCUCUUCCUGUUGGUGGGGCUCUGGUGAAAGAAACAGGAGACAAACGACCCGUCAGCGCUCACAGCAUCCUCAACUCAGUCACUCGCCACUCCUCUCUUAAGACCAAGGUGGAGAGUCCACAGUUACGCAAGACAAAUACAGCAGGGCGGUCUAAGAGCUUCAGCAACCACAGACCACUGGACCCCGAGGUCAUAGCCCAGGUGGAGCACAGCUCACAGGACAUCGAGGCCACGAUGAGCUCUGCCCUGAGUGAGCUCAGUAAGUUGGAGAGACAGAGCACCUCGAAACAUACACACACCCCUGACGUAGUCCUGGACACACUGGAGCAGCUGAAAGGUGUGUGUGGUGGAGGAGGGGGAGGAGGAGGAGCCUCGGAGCCCUCCAGUCCACUCCACUCCCGUCUGUUACGGGACAGCGAAGGGGGCUCCUCACAUGCCCACCCAUUGCAACGCAGCGCCUCCUCCGCCAGUGACGUGCCCUCCUCCUUCCGCCCGGCCAAGAGCCAGCCUCGGAGCGCCCUGCCCUCUACCACAUCCCCCUCUCUCUCCUCCUCCUCCCUCUCCUCGUCUGUACCUUCCUUUAGAGAGCUGCGUCCCCCUGCAACAAGGCCCAAGCCAGUAGUGUUCCCAAAAAGCGGAGGAGGAGCUGGUAGUCCAGCCAUGGGUUCCCCGACCUCUACGGUGCCCCCUACACCACCUCCUCCACUUGCAGGCCACACACACUCUCUCCCUCAUGCCCCUCCUCCUCCACCCUCAACCCAGUCCAACGACAAAUCCUGCCCGGCUUAGGACCCCAUUAUCUGAUCCACGAUACUAAUUCUCACAAACUCUUUGAUUCUUACAGGUGCAGAAAGCACUUAAAGACCUAACCCACUA
Messenger RNA from Micropterus dolomieu (smallmouth bass), 3959 nucleotides. RefSeq names its product SLIT-ROBO Rho GTPase activating protein 2 (gene srgap2). Gene Ontology annotation, molecular function: protein binding. The coding region runs from base 456 to 3872 and encodes 1138 amino acids. Gene Ontology annotation, biological process: negative regulation of cell migration; signal transduction. The record is from RefSeq and is a predicted model, not a curated record. The transcript has 23 exons. Gene Ontology annotation, cellular component: cytoplasm. Lineage: Eukaryota; Metazoa; Chordata; Actinopteri; Centrarchiformes; Centrarchidae.